Molecule: messenger RNA, 3407 nt
Organism: Elgaria multicarinata webbii
Lineage: Eukaryota; Metazoa; Chordata; Lepidosauria; Squamata; Anguidae
Gene: ANKRD35
Product: ankyrin repeat domain 35
Exons: 13
Coding region: 42-3407 (1121 amino acids)
Molecular function (GO): protein binding
Source: RefSeq, a predicted model, not a curated record
CUGUUGGCGUCAGCGUGGCAGGACAGAAGGAGACCACAGCCAUGAAGAAAAUGUUCUCUUGUUCCAGCAACCAAGUGGCGGUCGAGAGCUGGAACAAAUAUGACCAGAAACUUUUCGAUGCCGUGGAGAAAGGGGAUGUCGGGAGAGUUUCCAUCCUUGCUUCCAAGAAGACCGCAAGGCCCACCAAGCUCAAUGCCCUGGGGCAAUCGGCGUUCCAUUUGGCGGCUUCCAAGGGCCUCACGGAAUGUCUGACCAUCCUGCUCGUUCACGGGGUAGAAGUUAACGCUAAGAAUGAGGAUGGCAGCACGGCUUUGCAUCUGGCUACCAUCGCUUGCCAACCUCAGUGUGUGAAGAUUCUCCUGCAGCAUGGAGCUAAUGAAGAUUGCGUGGAUGGGGAGAAUCGCACGCCUCUGCACUGGGCCGCCUCCUCUGGGUGCGCGUCCAGCGUGCUUCUCCUGUGUGACCAAGAGGCCUUCUCGGAUGUCAUGGACAACAAAGGACGGACGCCAUUGAUGGUGGCUGCACAGGGGAACCAGCCGGCCAUCUGCUCCCAGUUGCUCCAGAGAGGGGCCAAGGUGGACCUCACUGAUAAAGACGGAAAGACUGCUCUCAUUCUCGCUUGUGAAAGUGGCAGCACCGAGUCGGUGGAGCUGCUUCUGCAGAAUGGAGCCAACGUGGCGCUGGGUGACCAGACGGGCCAUGACUCCCUCCACUAUGCCACGCAGGCCAAGAAUCGGCCACUGAGGCGACUGGUCCGGAGUGCCCUGAAGAAAUGGAAGAGGAGAGAGCAAGGGUUCGAUUAUUCAUCAGAGGCUGGCUCACAGGUCCCAUCCGAGAGCGGAAGAGAGACAGACGUGAGUAGCCUGGCCCCCCAGAGCGAGAGAGGAGACCAAAGUGACGACGAGGAAGAGGAGGAAGAUCCUGAGCUGAAAGAGUGGAGGAGCAGAUAUCGAGAAGAGAAGAUGAAGGUCAUUCAGUUGGAGCUGCAGCUGGCCCAGAAGAUGAAAGAGUGCGACGCCCUCUCGGAAGGGUGCAAAGGGAUGAAAGAGAGGGUGUGGGACCAGGUGCAGGAGAUCAACCAGCUCCUUCCGGAAGGAGAAGACAAGAGCCAGGACUGGAAGGAGCUGAGCCAGCGGUACAGCCGCGACGCCACCGAGGAAGACUAUUACCUCAACCUUUUGGCCGAGCAAGUGCAAGAACUGAAGAAGAGGAGGAAGCAGCAGGAGGAGGCCCGGGAGAAAGAAGCGCCCAAAAUGGCGGCAACGCAAGAAGUCAAAAAAGAUGAGCCGAAGACCCUUGUAGAGCCAAAGAGUGCUGAGGGGAACGUACGGUGGCCUGGGGAGGAGGAGGAGGAGGAGCAGGAACGUCAACGAGCGGAGCUGAAGCGCCUUCAGGCCGAAGUCGCCGUGGCUCUCGAGGAGAAGGCAAGUGCCGCAAAGAGGGUGCUGGAGAUGGAAGGCCACAUGGAGAACAUGAGGGCCGUGAUUGGCGUCUAUGAAGCCAAGAAGAAGACCCAAAGUGGGACGCUGAAGGAACUGGAAGCUCGCGUCCUGGAGCUGGGCGGUGAGAACGAACAGCUCCGGGGGCUGUUGGCAAAGCACCUGGGAGAGUGUGGGAAAGCAAGGAAAGCCGAGGGCGGAUUUGCCUGUGAGAAGGUGUCUCAGUUCCUGACGGAGAUGGAGGAGGCGUACGCCAGAGUGAAGGAGGAGAACUCUGCGGUGGUGGCUGAAAACCAGGCCCUGAAGCGGGAGGCGGAGGAGACGCUCAGGAGCAAGCUGCAGUUCCAGGCGGUGCCAUCGGGAGCGGUCAAGAGGAACGUGUCUGCUUGGCAGAAGGUCGUCGCGGGCCUAGAGUGUGCCCUGGCGAAGCUGGAGCAGGUCAACUCCACCCUCCUGGAGAAAGCUAGGCCUCUUCGGGAAGCCAUUUUGGCCCCUCCGUCAGGAGUCGUCGUGAUGAAUGGCAACGGGCAUCCUGAAGGAGAGAACGGGGUCUUCCGGGGUGAGGGAAAACUGCCACUGGGCAACUCUAAAGUCCUCAAGGAGCCAGAAAAGGAUGAAACAGGAAAGAACCAGCUCCAUGACGGCUCCGUCGGGCAGGUCAAACUCAGGCCGAAGCCCGACACGGCAGAAAACAAGGCCCGGCCGUGUCGGAAAAGCUCCGAGUUUGAGAAGGAGGUGUGGGACCUCAAACAGAACAACGGCAGCCUCGUGAAGGAGCUGGCACAGCUCAGCAGGGAGAGGGAGAAGCUCCAGGAUGAGCUACGGAGUUUGAAUUCUCCAAAAGAAGGGCCUUCACAGGCGGAGAUGACAGGAGGCCUGGUGGAAGAGUUGAAGCAGACCGUGGAUUCCUUGACCCAGCAGCUCUCGGCUGAGAAAGAGGAAUCGAGAGCGCUGCGCCUGAGCCUGGAGGCCCAGAGGAAGGAGAUGGUGAUGGUGAGGGACAGCUUCCUCAAGAAGAUGACCAAAGAGGCCAGCAGCGUGGGGGGUGAGAACCUCGACAGCUGCAUCUUGAAGGAGCUCCAUUGGAAGCUGGACAACGUGGUGAAGAAGCAAAACGAGGCCUUGCAGCUGGUGUCGGAGAUGGAAGAGGAGAACCAUGCCUUGGAGGCUGACCGGACGCUCCUUGCUGAACAGAACAGCCUCAACGCCGCCACGGCGGAUGAAAAAGCCCAGCAGGAAGUCAUCUCCUUCGAAGCCUCGGACGCCGUUGGAGACAACUUGAAGGUCAGGCAGCGGAUGAGUGAGGCGGAGGAAGGCCUGCAGGAGCUGAAAGAGGCGUUGGAGGUGGCCUGGGGCUCUCUGGGUGGGAAAGGCAAAGAGGUCACCAAGCUGAAGCUGCUGCUGGACCGACUGGCCGCCAAGAUGGCCCAGCUGCGUCGUGAGGAGGAGGAAGCCCUCAGGAAGCACGAGAAGGUCCGCGGCAUGCUGUCCGUCAGGGCCCAAGCCCUGGGCGAGGAGUUGGCGGUACUUCAGGAGAAAUAUGAAGGAGCCAGCGGAGAGGUGGCCCGUCACAAGGAAGCGCUUGCCUCUGAGAGGCAGAAGAACAAGGAGCUCCUAGCUGAGGCACUGGAGCACGAGGAGGAGGUGGAAGAGCUGAUAGGGACCUCUCAGAUGAUGCAAAGCGUGGUGGAGAAGUUGAAUAGGAAGGUAGAGGAGCUGUCCAAGACCUGCCAGGACAGAGAAAGCAAGAUCAAGAAGCUGCUGAAGGAAACGGAGAAGCUUUCAAGCGAAGUCCUCAACCUGCGCAGCGAGCGGGCCCGCCUUCAACUGCAGAACGAGGCGAUUCAGAAGAACCAUCAAGAGAUUGUGGCCAUCUAUAGAACUCACCUGCUCAACGCAGCCCAGGGUUUCAUGGAUGAAGACGUCCACGCAAUGCUGCUCCGGAUCUUGAGGACCAAUGACAGCUGA